Messenger RNA from Lindgomyces ingoldianus, 1386 nucleotides. RefSeq names its product PP2C-domain-containing protein. Gene Ontology annotation, biological process: protein dephosphorylation. The transcript has 7 exons. The record is from RefSeq and is a predicted model, not a curated record. NCBI's taxonomy places the organism in Eukaryota, Fungi, Ascomycota, Dothideomycetes, Pleosporales, Lindgomycetaceae. Gene Ontology annotation, molecular function: protein serine/threonine phosphatase activity; cation binding. Bases 1 to 1386 code for a protein of 461 amino acids.
AUGGGUCAGACUCUCUCGGAGCCGGUGGUCGACAAGAAAUCCGCAAACGGCGAUGGCGACUCGAUUAUCUUUGGUGUUUCUUCUAUGCAGGGCUGGCGAAUCAGCAUGGAAGAUGCCCAUGCCGCAAUCUUAGACCUUCACGCCCUGAGCGAGGAUGGGAAAGCGACACCCGACGAUAAGCGGCUAAGUUUCUUCGGUGUAUACGAUGGCCAUGGUGGCGACAAGGUGGCGCUGUAUGCUGGUGACCACCUCCAUGAGAUCAUUGCGAAGCAGGAGGCCUUCAAAGGAGGUGAUAUAAAAAAGGCGCUCCAGGAUGGCUUUCUGGCGACCGACAGAGCAAUACUCAGCGAUCCCAAAUACGAAGAGGAAGUCUCAGGGUGCACUGCGUCGGUCGGCAUUAUCUCAAAGAACAAGAUAUACGUGGCAAAUUCCGGAGAUUCCCGAAGCGUUCUUGGGAUAAAGGGCAGGGCGAAACCUCUCUCCUACGACCACAAACCGCAGAACGAGACCGAGAAAGCGCGUAUUCAAGCCGCGGGCGGUUUUGUAGACUUUGGCCGCGUCAAUGGUAACCUUGCGUUGUCACGCGCCAUCGGUGACUUUGAAUUCAAGAAGAGCGCAGAGCUCCCGCCCGAACACCAGAUAGUCACAGCCUUUCCAGAUGUCGAGAUACAUGACAUAAACGAGGAUGACGAGUUUUUGGUCAUCGCUUGCGACGGUAUUUGGGAUUGUCAAUCGUCUCAGGCUGUCAUCGAAUUUGUCCGACGGGGUAUCGUGGCAAAGCAGGAACUCUCGGCCAUUUGCGAGAACAUGAUGGACAACUGUCUGGCUUCGAACAGUGACACUGGUGGUGUUGGCUGUGAUAACAUGACCAUGAUUGUCAUUGGACUUCUCCAAGGGCGUACCAAAGAUGAAUGGUACGAAUCCAUUGCGAAGAGAGUCGCAAAUGGAGAGGGUCCAUCCGAGUUCCGCGGUCCUGGAGUCCACCACCGAAUUGAUGAUAGCCCUGAUGAUAUCGAUAUGGAUCUUGAUCAUCGCUUCCGCCCAAAUAGCGGGCUGGGUGGCCGGAUCAUCCUCCUCGGAGAUGGCACGGAGAUAUCAGCCGAGGCUGGCGACGCUGAGAUGUUUGAUCAUGACGAUGAGGAUAAGGAUUUAGAUUCACAGGUGAACAAGUUCAAGUCAGAAGGAUCCUCAAAUGGCACAGAUACCGCACGUAAUGCGCGCGAAGAAACUCCCGGGCCCGCUCCCCUUGCUAGCAGCAAUCCAGGGCCGACAGAGUCACCGUCUUCAGUACAGACGGAGAAGUCCGAGACUAGCGAGGCUAAAGCAAAUCCCGAGAAGGACUCCCACAUGCCCGACAAGCCCAUCGCAGGCGCAAGUGAGAAGUAG